Molecule: messenger RNA, 2145 nt
Organism: Acanthochromis polyacanthus (spiny chromis)
Lineage: Eukaryota; Metazoa; Chordata; Actinopteri; Pomacentridae
Gene: ido1
Product: indoleamine 2,3-dioxygenase 1
Exons: 11
Coding region: 204-1568 (454 amino acids)
Biological process (GO): 'de novo' NAD+ biosynthetic process from L-tryptophan
Cellular component (GO): cytoplasm
Molecular function (GO): metal ion binding; indoleamine 2,3-dioxygenase activity; heme binding
Source: RefSeq, a predicted model, not a curated record
GAGAGAUUCACAAAGUGAUGCUAUGUAUUGAUUUGCUGAACUUUACUUGGAAUUGCACAACAGUAGAAGUCAGGGAUUAAUGUUGUGCAAGCAAUCAUUGACGACAGCUUUAAAGUCUGUGUCAGAGUCCAGUCAGGUUAGGGUCUCCUCUGAACCAUUCAGUGAAUGAGCAUUGCUGUCUUUGGCUUUGUGUUAUUUUCUCUAUGGCAUCUGCUGACUCCAAAGCUCCUUUCUCUCUAGACUCCUACCAUGUCUCUGAGGAACUCGGCUUCGUCCUUCCUGACCCUCUGGAAGAGCUUCCACCUUACUACCAGCCAUGGAUGGAUGUUGCACUGCGGAUCCCAGAGCUUGUGAACUCUCAUGAGUUGCGCUCCCAUGUUAACAAGAUGCCGCUGCUGAGCAGCGAGUUUCUGCAGAAGCACCGAGAGUUACGGCUGGCCCACCUGGCCCUCAGCAUGAUGACCAUGGCUUACGUCUGGCAGGAGGGAGAGAACGACACAGUUGAGAUGCUACCAUGUAGCCUGGCUGUUCCAUUCUGGGAGGUGUCACAGCGCUUGGGAUUUCCCCCAAUCCUCACCCAUGCAGAUGGAGUACUGGCUAAUUGGAAGAAGAAAGAUCCAAAGGGGCCUUUUGACAUGGAGAACCUGGAGUUGCUGGUCAGCCUCCCAGGUGGAGAGAGUGUCCGAGGAUUCUUCCUGGUCACUCUUCUGGUGGAGCUCGCAGCAGUUCCUGGACUGAGGAGCAUUCCCACUGUGAUCAAUGGUGUGAAGUGUGGUGAUGCUGAGAUUGUGGCCAGAGCCCUGGAGGACAUCAGCCAAUCGAUACAGGAUAUGACUGAUGCUCUGAAAUUGAUGCAAGUGUACGUGGAUCCUGCAGUCUUCUAUGGCAAGAUGAGGAUCUACCUGUCUGGGUGGAGAGACAACCCUUGUAUGCCCAAUGGGCUGAUGUAUGAAGGGGUCCAGACAGAGCCGAUGGAGUAUUCAGGAGGGAGUGCUGCACAAAGCAGUCUGCUGCACUGUUUUGAUGAACUUUUGGGAGUCAGUCAUGAAGGAAAUAGUGGUUCCUUUCUAACCCGCAUGAGGAACUACAUGCCACCUGCUCACAAGCAGCUGAUCCAGGACAUUUCUUUGCACCCCUCUCUAAGGAGUUUUGUCCAGCAACAGACCUGCGAUCGCCUGAACCGGGCCUUUCAUCACUGUGUCACAAAACUGGUGGCUAUGCGCAGCUACCACAUCAAUGUAGUCAGCCGCUUCAUCACGGUCCCUGCUGCCCAGGCCCGACAACUCCGCAACCAGAGCCAGAGCUCAGAGGUGGAGUUGGUCAGCAAAGCACCCACAGCCCUGGAGGAGAGGGGCACCGGUGGCUCUGGCAUCAUGACCUUCCUAAAAAGUUGCUGCUUCACAAUGGGGUUGUCAUGUCGAAGCACAAUGCACAAUGCAGUGCCGAGAUGCAUCACUUAUCAGAGUGGUUACCUCAGCUGUCCUGCCUUCCUCCUCGAGCCCACAUCCAGCCCUCACAUGCCCCUCUAUACUUCCUGGACUGACUGUGUGGAAAACCCAGUGCAAUGAAGGGAUGGAUUGUGCCGUGAAUGGCUCAUGCCGUGUAAUUUUCACCUUUCCUGGCUCAUCUCCGCUGGUGUUUCAUUACAAUAACAGCCUUGCGAGAUCAGAUAAGACGGACGAUGUGGCAAUUAUACAUGAUGAUUUCCCCCAAUCUGAGUGAUCUACUUUAUCUUGAACUCUUUCUUUCCACAUGCUGGUCGGCAGAGUAGACAACAGGAGAGCAAAAGGCAGAGAAGAACAAUUACACAUGCAGCCUGUUAGGAUUUUAAUCUGAGAGAUAUUUCUUAAGCACAGAAGCUUUUAUGUCCCUCUCAAGUCAUUUACUAGGAACUAAGAAAUUGUUUCUCUGCAUCGAAGUUACCUAUUUAGACAUUUUUCUCAAAUGAAAUGAUCAAUUUCUGCCUUAAAUGUCUGAGAUGUAAUACCCUAGCUCUCUCUCUCUGUGUGUACCUGUUCCAUGUAUAAAGGACAUUUGAAAACAGCUCGAGUUGAACUGCAGUACUGUGCAAUCUAUAGAAAGCAAAAGAUUAAGACUAAAACACAAAUGAAUAAAAGAAGAUGCAAAAUGAUGAAAAGUAACAGA